AUGACAUCGCCCGGCAAUCAUCAUGAUGAACUCCCCAACCACAACGAAGCUACUCCUCUCGUUGGCAUGGAUAUUCGCAUGUUCUCGGAUGCAGGUUUCGAUAUGGACCGCGUGUCCCUGAAGCGCAACAUGUCAGUGGCUGAGCUGUACGAAGAGGCUAUCCGUAAGGAAGGUGCCGUGAUCUCGUCCAGCGGUGCCCUGAUCAACUUCUCCGGCAAAAAGACGGGCCGCAGUCCCAAGGACAAGCGUAUCGUGUACGAGGAGACCUCGAAGGACCACAUUUGGUGGGGUCCCGUGAACAUCAAGCUUGAUGAGCACACGUUCGAGAUCAACCGCGAGCGCGCCAUCGACUACCUGAACACGCGUGAGGACAUUUACGUCCGCGUUAUUUGCGCUCGUGCCUACCACGCCCUGUUCAUGCACAACAUGUUGAUCCGCCCCACACGUGAGGAGCUGGAGCACUUUGGUGAGCCCGACUUUAUCAUCUACAAUGCUGGCCAGUUCCCUGCCAACCGUUUCACUACGGGUAUGACUUCGUCGACGUCGGUGGAGAUCAACUUCAAGCGUCGCGAGAUGGUCAUCCUGGGUACCGAGUACGCGGGUGAGAUGAAGAAGGGUAUCUUCUCGGUUAUGCACUACCUGAUGCCUGUCAAGUACGGCCAGCUGUCGCUGCACUCGUCGGCGAACCAGGGUGAGAAAGGCGAUGUGUCGGUGUUCUUCGGUCUCUCGGGUACCGGCAAGACAACUCUAUCAGCGGACCCCUCACGUAUGCUGAUUGGCGAUGACGAGCACGUGUGGUCGGACCACGGUGUGUUCAACAUCGAGGGUGGCUGCUACGCCAAGUGCAUUGGCCUGAACGCCGAGAAGGAGCCGGAGAUUUUCGAAGCCAUUCGCUUUGGUUCCAUCCUCGAGAACGUGACCUAUGACAAGGACACGCGUGAACCCGACUACGACGACGCGUCCAUUACGGAGAACACGCGCUGCGCCUACCCGAUCCACUAUAUCCCUCACGCCAAGAUUCCGUGCAUUGCGGACGCACAGCCGUCGAACGUGAUUAUGCUCACCUGCGAUGCGUUCGGUGUGCUACCGCCCGUGUCGAAGCUCACGUCGGAGCAGGCGCAGUACCACUUUAUUGCCGGCUACACAUCCAAGACUCCCGGCACGGAAGAUGGUGUGGUGGAGCCAUCGCCGACGUUCUCGACGUGCUACGGCCAGCCCUUCAUUGUGCUGCCUCCCCAGCGCUACGCGACGAUGCUGGCUGAGCGCAUGAGCCAUGUCAAGUGCAACGCGUGGCUGGUGAACACGGGCUGGACCGGCGGCAAGUUCGGUGUGGGUCGCCGCUGCCCGCUUAAGUACACGCGUGCAAUUUUGGACGCGAUCCACGACGGCUCGCUGGCUAACGCUGAGUUCGAGGUCUUUGCACCGGGUGUGUUUGACCUGCAGGUGCCGAAGGCCGUGAACCAAGUGCCGACAGAGCUUCUCGACCCCUCGAAGGCCUGGUCUGACAAGGCGGCGUUUGAGGCGGAGUUGAAGAAGCUCGCGGGUAUGUUCUCGGACGCCUUUGUCAAGUAUGAGAAGGAGGUGAAGCCGGAGGUGCUCCGGGCUGGCCCCAGCACCAAGCGUGCAUGA
Molecule: messenger RNA, 1629 nt
Organism: Malassezia sympodialis ATCC 42132
Lineage: Eukaryota; Fungi; Basidiomycota; Malasseziomycetes; Malasseziales; Malasseziaceae
Gene: PCK1
Exons: 2
Coding region: 1-1629 (542 amino acids)
Biological process (GO): gluconeogenesis
Cellular component (GO): cytosol
Molecular function (GO): ATP binding; phosphoenolpyruvate carboxykinase (ATP) activity
Source: RefSeq, a predicted model, not a curated record